AUGUCACUAACAAGACGCGAAACGAUAAAAGUUCCGAAGAAAUCUUUAAUUUCAAGGCCGGUCAAAAGUUCAUCUUGCACUAUCCCAUCGGAGAUACUUACAUUCGACUACUCUUACGGUUACAAUUGCAAGCGACCCUUCAACCUGUGCAAAAUCGAUGACAACGUGCUCGUGUUCGCCUCGGGAAACCUAAUACACUUCUUCGAUGUAACAACGCAAACCGUCACCACACGGAGAAGCUCGACGGGAGGCGGUAUCGGUUGCAUCCAAACAAAUCCCAAUCCGGAGCUGCGUCAUCUCACGGUAGGGGAGAAUGGCUCCAAUCCGCCGAUCAUCAUCUACCAGUAUCCGGAGAUGGUCGUGGUGAAUAUACUGAAAAACGGAACCGCGCAGGCGUACAGCCGGGUGGAUUACAAUGCCGACGGGGAGCUGCUGGUUUCGCAGGGUUGCGAUCCAGAUUACAUGCUGACUGUGUGGAACUGGCGAGACGGGGAGAUUAUACUGCGCUGCAAAUCAUUCUCGAAUGACGUGAUAAAUGUCAUGUUUUCUCCUUCCGUUCCCGGGCACCUGACAUCGUGCG
This is a messenger RNA of Topomyia yanbarensis, 580 nucleotides long. Its product is annotated as cilia- and flagella-associated protein 44-like. The transcript is spliced from 2 exons. Gene Ontology annotation, molecular function: protein binding. The record is from RefSeq and is a predicted model, not a curated record. NCBI's taxonomy places the organism in Eukaryota, Metazoa, Arthropoda, Insecta, Diptera, Culicidae. The annotation marks the transcript as partial.